AUGAGCGUGAGCAAUUUAGAUGUGGACGAUACAACUAAAUCGUAUCAAGCAGCAGAGACAACUACUGAAGUGGCAAUCGAUUCCACAACGGAGUUUACAACUAGUACGACGGAAAUAACUAACGAAGAUUCCACAACGGAUUCCACAACAAGUUCCACAACAACAGAGUUCAUAACGAGUACAACUGAACUACCAUCUUCAAUGCUGCUUCCAAUUCUUGGAAUUAUUCCUGGAAUUGAAACUACAACGAGCACUUCAUGGAACGACGCUGCCGAGGAAACCACCAAACAGGAAAAUUUCAGCUAUACGACAACUGGAAUUCCCAACAUAGAUAGCACAACCGAGUCAAAUGAAUUAAGAUCAACAACUAUUGAUUCUAUCACCUCGAUAGAUGUGACCACAGAAGCUGAAAUCUCAACAUCACAAGGAACUCCUGAAAGCACAACUGAGAACAUAGAGUCGACUACACAAAAGUUCUUCAAAUACGAUGAGACAAUUGAAAGCUGGGAAUCAACUACUCAACUUCCUAUGUCCACAACCGAAUUGCCUGGUACUACUACGUCGUCUGAAAAUGAUGCCACCACAACAGAAGCAACUACUCCUGAAAAUACAACGCAAGGAUUGGAGACGACGACCCAAAAUGAAGAUUUCUCCUCGGAAUCACCUGAGUUGCAAACUACAACAGAAGCCAAAGAUUCGACAACACAAUUUCCUACGACAACAAAUAAAAUAUCACUAAUAGAACCUGUAACUGAAGUAAAUUCUAACGAAACUAGCACCACUCCAAAAAUUAUCGAAAACACUACAGCAGCUAAUUCUAUUAUAGAAAUAAGCACAACUGAAAAGGUUUCCACACUUCCACAAAGCCUUAACUUUAAUGAUGACAUAAUACAAAAUAAGCUUCCAUGUUGUUUUUAAUAUAAAGGGUGUUUGUGACGUCACGUGCUUGCCUAAAAGAAGCAACCUACACAAA
Molecule: messenger RNA, 973 nt
Organism: Drosophila nasuta
Lineage: Eukaryota; Metazoa; Arthropoda; Insecta; Diptera; Drosophilidae
Exons: 3
Coding region: 1-918 (305 amino acids)
Source: RefSeq, a predicted model, not a curated record